AUGUUUUUUGAAGCCAUGAAACGCAAAGGUCAUCAAUCGGACGAUGCAGAUAUGAAAACUAUUGUGCCGAUUCAUAAUGCUGUGAAUGAGAGGGCAUGGAAAGAAAUUAGAGAGUGGGAGGCAGGGUGGGGAAGCGAGAAAUGUGGUGGACCUCGUCUUCAUUCUUUCCUCGGACUUUCGCAAACCCUUUCGCCUAAAGCUCGAUUCAAUACACUUCUUGGAUAUACCGCUCCCUUUGACCGUCACGAUUGGGUUGUUGAUCGAUGCGGCAAGAGAGUUGAUUACAUCAUAGACUUUUACGCAGGCAAAGCUUCACCCGACGGAAGUGGAAAGCUGAAUUUCUUUUUGGAUGUUCGACCAAAAUUGAAUACCUUAGAAGGAUGGAAGAUGAGAGCUUGGAAGGUAUUCAACUAG
This is a messenger RNA of Botrytis sinoallii, 414 nucleotides long. RefSeq lists its product as uncharacterized. Gene Ontology annotation, cellular component: mitochondrion. The transcript has 2 exons. Gene Ontology annotation, molecular function: holocytochrome-c synthase activity. Bases 1 to 414 code for a protein of 137 amino acids. Gene Ontology annotation, biological process: cytochrome c-heme linkage. The record is from RefSeq and is a predicted model, not a curated record. NCBI's taxonomy places the organism in Eukaryota, Fungi, Ascomycota, Leotiomycetes, Helotiales, Sclerotiniaceae.